Molecule: messenger RNA, 843 nt
Organism: Alternaria rosae
Lineage: Eukaryota; Fungi; Ascomycota; Dothideomycetes; Pleosporales; Pleosporaceae
Exons: 3
Coding region: 405-797 (130 amino acids)
Source: RefSeq, a predicted model, not a curated record
AUCGAAAUUCCGAAAUUGGUUCCGGAAUCUCGAAAGUUGUGCUGCCAAGGACUAGACUGCCUGGAAGUGUCCGGACGAUGUUUUUGCCCCCAUCCGUGCCUCCGGCUUUAGUGUCCCGCUGUUGCAGUUCUGGGUUGAUUGACUCGGGGUGCAUGCUCGGACACGGAAGGAUAGAUUCUGCUACUGGAUGGGACAAGUUUCAGCAACUGACUAUAUUCCGGUCAUGUUUAAUGCCGUAACCUACUUAUCUAGUCAACAAUAAGCGGGGCUCAACACCGGAGCGGCAGUCUAAGCUCCAACACAAGGAGACGAGACAUACCCUCUUCAUCCAUUGCGUCCCAGCACAGAGCAUUCGCACCAAAACGAACUUGUACGAGAAUCUUGUCACUCUGAGUCCGUCAAACAUGGGUUUCGACUACUGCACCGAGAACGAACAAUACCUCACUCCACUUGUUGAAGGUCUGGUAGAAAACACUCAUUACUAUGGUCGUGUUCUUGGUACAAGUCCGGCGGAGCAAGACAAGGAUGUCCAACUCUUUGCUGGCUUUCUGCGCGUCAUCCCAGGCAAGGUUGACUAUUACGGGCCCACGGACCACGAGGAGUCUGGCAUUGUCGUGAAAGGCGAGCUCGACUUGGAAGACGAGAAUGGGAAAAAGGUUACUCUGCAUCAAGGAGAGGCAUUCUUUAUCCGGAGACAAAGUCAGAUCAUUUUCUCUACCAAGAGAUUCGCCCUUGUGUUCAAAUGUAGCUCGUAUGCUGCUGGGCUUGGGAAGUCGAAAGAGAUGAUCGAGAAGUAGUAGAACCCAAAGCGUAUUGAUCGCAAGGAAUUGAAACUCACGUCAC